GGAGGCAGACCGGUUGGCUAUUUACAAGCAUGACCGAGGAGUUGAAUUAGUCAGAGCGAGACUUGAUCCCGCAAACUCCGGAUUUCAAGUUCCGCACCCUAACAAAUUGGCUCUACCUGUCGUCCUGAGUGGUUACAAACUGAAGACUCCUGUUCGAAAAACUUAUUGAAUUAAUUUAACUAUUCAAGAGGGAGGAAAUCUUUCACGAUUUUCGAACUUUGUUUGGAGUACUUGUCUUGCGUGUUCAAUGGCGCGCUCUUUUCACAAAGAACUCAAAAAAAUACUCAUAAAUUUAAAUCUUAAUCGAUCCGCUUGAGUGCACUUUAAGACCCUCUAGGGUAAGAAUGAAUACAAUUAUGCAUGAGGCGAUAAAAUUGCAUCGCAAUCUCAGCCGAUUAGUCCCGCUACAAAGUGAAAAUGGCAGCGAGUGCUAAUCGAGGAAACACGAAUUUAACAAAUCCACUCUUAAUGACUAGCGAAGAUGAAUCCGAUGUGGAAGAAUAUUUUUCAUCGAGACCACCUAAAGUCAGGAGGAAGACGAAAAUCAUUGCCAUAACGAUUAUUUCGCUUCUGGUUCUUGCCAUUGUUGCAGGCGUUAUCGUUUACUUCUUGAAGAGAAAAGCUGGGAAGCAGCCUCAGGAAAUCCAACUGGAAAUACGAGGCGGUGUGGUACGUGGGCAAUACGAAGGAGACGCCGUGGUGUUCAAGGGCAUUCCCUACGCAGAGCCACCAGUCGGUAGUCGGCGGUGGCAGGCUUCGGUCCCUUGUGAUGUAAACAAAUGUUGGAAUGGAACUCUAGAUGCAACGACAUUUGGAAGCGUCUGUGUUCAACAAGAUGUGGCGAGCCCGAACGACCCAAGCAAAGUCAUUGGAAGUGAAGACUGUUUGUUUGUGAAUGUGUGGACACCAAAAGAAAGGUCGCCAGAACAACUACUGCCUGUUCUAGUUUACAUUCACGGCGGUUACCUGUUGUAUCUCUCGGGGAAUUGGAAAGGAUUACAUCCUUCUCCAGAAAUGGUUUCUAAUAUGGAGAUAGUCGGUGUUUCAUUCAAUUACAGACUAAAUGCAUUUGGUUUUUUGGCCUUGAAGUCGUUAGCAGAUGUCUCACCCUCCAAGACCUCAGGAAACUAUGGAUUCAUGGAUCAGAUAUUGGCAUUAAAAUGGGUGCGAGCAAACAUUAGGAAAUUUGGAGGUGACCCAGAAUCUGUGACUCUGAUCGGUCAGAGUUCUGGAGGUACGUCCGAGGUGGCACUGCUUGCCUCACCAGGUGCAUCUGGACUUUUCCAUCGUGCAAUUCUAAUGAGUGCCUCGGCUGUUUUCAACAAGUCUUGGGAAGAUGCAGCCAUUGACAAUGAGAUCUUCGUGAACCACUCCAAGUGCGACAGAAGCAGCUCCACAGCUGAGAGAAAAUGCUUGUAUAAAUUAAGUCCCACUCAAAUACAGAAUGCUAUCCCGUGGGACGUGUACCCAUUCUGGCGUAUGGGUGAUCUGAUGGGUCUUCCAACAAAAAACCGGUUUGACGGGGCUGUUGCAGUGGUUGACAGAACUGUCGUGUCAGAACCUCCCCUUGUCGCCAUGGCAACUGGGAAAGCGAAUGAUGUCCCCCUUAUUAUUGGAACAACAGCACAAGAGAUCGAUAUUCAGCCGAUGGUUUCCUUUACCAACUCGAGCUAUGGAAAAUACAGAAAACAUGUUGAAGAAAAACUGCGACCUUUUCUAGGAAACGAAGUAAGCAAGGUCCUAGACAUGUAUAACGAUAGCUUGGCCAUGGGUGAGUCUUUUCAAUUUGCCUUCUCGUCCAUGACUUCCGAUCUAAGAGAAACUUGUCCCAAUAACGUUCUGGCACUGAAUGCAUCGAAGGGUUUCCAUAGUCCCGUUUACAGAUAUGUGGUAACAAACAGGCCCUCGGCGCCUAUAAAUCUAUUCGGCUUUCCUGCCUCGUUUGCGUUUCACAUGUGGGACGAGGUAGCGUUUUUCGGUUUCCCGGUUGAGCUUAGUUACAAGCCUUCUAAAAAGGAUAAGGAGUUUAUGAUGGAUCUGAGAAGAGAACUCGGUGAAUUCAUCCACAAAGGAACUGUUAAAGAAGAAUCGUGGAGAGAAUAUCCAGAAAGUACUGCUCUUUUUACUGAUAAUGGCGUCAGUGUUCCCAAAGAGGAAUAUCACAAAAAACAAUGCGACUUCUGGCUGGGACAAGGGUUUUUCUCUUAUGGAUGGAUCAAUUAACAAAUUAAUGAAUCAAAUAUUUAAUUAAUAGGCCAUAUUCUUAUUCUCGUUAUUGAACUGGAACUAUAGCUUGUAGUGGAGGCUCAUGCGGAUUAAUAUCAUUGAAAAGAGAUUCGUGUCAUUUACACUUGAAAGACUCCCCGCAUCAGCCUCAAUCUGCAAGGUAGUUCCUGUCCAAUAACGAGAACAUCAAUAAAGUCUAUGGAUCGGUUGACUAAUAAUUGACGACUAGCUAAUGUCCGUGGUUUUUUUUGCUCGUGAUUGUUCCCGCUGGUUAUUUUCUUAACCUGCUAUUCAGUCAUUUAGCUUCAUUUAGUCUCUCUAAUGAUAGUUCACCAACUGUACGACUCGUUAACCAUUGUUUCGCGACCCGUACGAGUCGUACGGGUCGUGGACUUGUCUAUACACGCUAAGUCUCUCUAAUAUAUAUACAAUUCACCAAAUGUACGACUUGUAAACCAUUGUUUCACGACCUGUACGGGUCGUGUUCAGCCAUUCACGGGCCGUAUCUGUUCGACAGUAUUAGACAAGGAUGCUGUUCCAGCGUGGAACCUGAGCAAAAACAGUUGCAAUAUAAAUUUUGGGCUCGAUAACAGAACGUUUUAUUGAUCAGACAAAGUUUGAAACGAAAGUUAACAAUAUAGAGACACAAGCGAUUACAAUAUAUCAUUAGUCAGUUAGCAAGUACAAUAUGAAUAAUGUAAUUUUUGAUAUCUUUUGCUGGAAGAGGAAAUCGACCUGAAACUGAAA
Molecule: messenger RNA, 2973 nt
Organism: Orbicella faveolata
Lineage: Eukaryota; Metazoa; Cnidaria; Anthozoa; Scleractinia; Merulinidae
Product: para-nitrobenzyl esterase-like
Source: RefSeq, a predicted model, not a curated record